Molecule: messenger RNA, 3420 nt
Organism: Somion occarium
Lineage: Eukaryota; Fungi; Basidiomycota; Agaricomycetes; Polyporales; Cerrenaceae
Source: the annotation of a GenBank genome assembly
AGGCCUGCUUGAACGUCAAUCCCGAGUCGCGACUGCUGGAAUGAACACGUUUCGCCCAUCGGGAGCUCAGCAUCCUUCAGGAUGGACGGUACUUCCAGGGUCCACACCUUCUGGCUCGCGCGCUUCGUCUGAGAACGAGACGGUUCCGGAUUCAAGCCAGGCAGAUGAUAUGGUCGAUGAAAUUGAAGAGACCCCGUCUCCGUUACCUGUCACUAAUCGGAAGCGCAAAGGACCUUCUGCUGCCGACAAACCUCUAUCCAAUUAUUCAAAGAGGAGCAGAGUGAGCGAUGCCGACCCACCUCAGAGAACAAGCGGUUCUGGCGCCAGCCCAGUAGCUGGCCCAUCGCAGUACAGAGAAGAUCCUGGCGUGAGCCAGAGUCGGUCACCAAAUACUGCCCGUCGACCAUUUCUGAGACGUAAAGACAGUUCAACGUCUCAGUCCAUUAUACGAUCGGAUAGUUCAGGUUCUUCGACGCGUCAACGUACCCCUCCAAUUGCUCGCAAGAGCGUGGCUGGACGUGGUGGUCCUUUUGGGCGCCGACCCCGUGGGACGUUUUUCACAACACGUCGAAGACCAAUUUCACCUCCUACCGCUAUUCCUCCAGGCGUUGUGAAGAAAAAGAAGCCACUUGCGCCUUUGAGAGACCUGUCGUCGUCGUCAGACGAUGACGAUGUGUCUCCUCCAGUGCCCGGACUGAAACAGGCUAAGCGGAUUAACGCGUCUCGAGGUAUAAAGAGGAGGCUUACAACUGGGUCUAUUGUUGCUGAUAUUAUCAAUCUCAUUUCUGAUGAGGAACCAGAUUCUUCUAAUGUUACUUCGAAAGUCUCAUCUUCUGCGGGGCCAUCCGGAGCCCAGCGUCGUCAUACAAUGAUGCUCGACAAUGAACUGGGAAAGAGCAAGGACACACCUAUUACGAUCAGUGAUAGCGAGGAGGAGAUAGAGGUUGAUGCACCUUGCUUGCCAAGUGAGAUCCCUUCAGUCAGUCAGCCAGACCAGGAGUCGACUACGAGUUCAUCUUUGAACAAUCAGUCACCGCUGGUAGCCAGUCCCGAGCCCAUCCCUGAAGACAUGCAAAACCUUUAUGAUGACGACCUCCCACCUAUGGACGAGGACCUGCCUCAGUCGGGAAGUAUGAGCAAACCAGUCUCUAUCGCAAGUGCAUCGACUGAUCCCAUUCUUCCGGCUCUGGAUGGAAUGUCGCUUGAAUCGUCGCCACUGGAAUCUGAGGUCGUACCUAGAUCUGCUAAGCCUCGAUUGCAGUUGAAGCGAGUAGACCGUAGUGGGAAGUUCAAGAUGAAAGGCACCCUGUUUGGCGGCUCGUUCUUUCCACAUCGCUCCAACAAGACAGUUCCUACGGCUCCAGAAGUUGUGAAAUCUUUGGCGAACAGCACUGAACUGGAUCUUCAAGGAGUCGGUGACGAAUCUCUGUCCCCAAAGUUGGCGUCCUCUGCUUCUUGUCUCCUAAACAUACAACAUACGCCGCCUCACGCGAAUGACCCGAGCGAGGUCUAUGAAAAGGAAGCACCAACGUCACUAACUAGGUCGGAGUCAAAGCCUCCAAUAGCGAAUACGAGUGCAGUGCAGUCUACUUCAUCUAUUUCUAGCUCCGAUCCUGCUAAGGAAUCCCUGAGACUCCAAUCAGGUCCGACUUCGUCAGCGCUCGGUUCGCCUCAGUUAGAAGGAUCAAAGUCGCCCGUCAAGUCUCUCGCAUCAGCAUCUUCCAUCCCGCAGCAACAUGCUGAAGCCGCGAUUGAAUCGUUGUCCGACGUAAUCAACCGAGCGUACAUGGACACUGCUCGGAAGGUGGUAGAUUUAACGUUGUCUGAUAAUGAGGCCGCAUCUCCUCCACGGUCGCCUCUAGAGCCACCUCGAAGCCUAGAGGAUAUGAAGCGACCAGCGACCGCUCGUUGGAGCUCUUCACCUACGACGAGCAGGGGAAAGACAUUGAACGCUCCUCCUAGUUCGCCCUUGGAACCAGAUAACAGAAUGUCCGAAGAGAACGAGGUGUCGACAAUGAUCGCAAGACCCCCCGUUGCAGGCCAGUCUGAUUCGGAGAUGGAGGAGGAUGUUCAACCAAGAAGGCUCAGACGUAGCACUCGACGCUCGAGACGUAUAUUGUCGAGAGAGAGGUCAAAACAAUCCAGCCAAUAUGACUCCAGAUCGACCAGUGCCGAUCCUCUUGAUGUGCUUCCUCGCAGACGACAACCGAUCUCGCGCUCCAGUAGCGGUACAUCAGAAGAAUUCGCUAAGUCAUUGGCUGGUCUGAACAUCACUGGAAUGACCCACUUCUCCUGGCGUCGGAACGGUCAAUACGUUGCCAAGGAGUUCGCGGACAUGACUAAACUUGCGGAAGACCUUCCUCACGAGCUUGAGGAUAGGCUAAAUGCGUUACCAUUUGCUGCGAGGAGCGCCGCCGACAUGCAACGCAAGCUGUUUGCGGCCAUUAUCAGUAUAAACACUGCUAAGGAGGAACCUAACGCACCUCCGAUCAGUAUUGUCAACGAGAUAGACAGGGAACCAACGCCAGCAUACGAAUUCCAUUAUACUAAUCUCAUGUGGCAUAGUCCGAAAGCUCCUAGGCCUGAUUUCGAUGCACUUAAGGGCUGCGAUUGCGUGGGUCUCUGUAAUCCAAGGAGUUGCGCUUGUGCAAAGCGUCAAAGGGAGUAUCUCGACGACCCGGAGCUGCGUAGUUAUGGAUUCCUUUAUGACAAGGAUGGAAGGCUCGUCGUCCAUCAGUAUCCUAUCUUUGAAUGCAAUGUUUUCUGUGGAUGCGAUGACUUCCUAUGCCAAAACAGGGUUGUGCAGAAAGGUAGAAAUGUGAGCCUCCAGAUCAAGAAAACUCCCAAAAAAGGAUGGGGAAUCUUUGCAGGUCAAGAUGUACCAGCCAAUUCUUUUAUUGGUAUCUAUUCUGGAGAGUUUUUAACUGAUAAGGAAGCCCAAGAGAGGGGGAAGAAGUACAAUCAGUUUGGAAGGACCUAUCUGUUUGAUUUGGAUUUCUGGUACCUAAAGACAAACAACAAGAGAUGGAAACCCAAAUUCUGCAUAGAUGCAUACCAUGCCGGAAAUUUCACCAGAUACCUGAACCACAGUUGUGAUCCCAACUGUGUGAUCAAUCCUUGUUAUAUUAAUGAGGCAAAUAUUGAAAAACCUCUCCUCACUAUAUUCACCUGUAGGGAUGUAGCAAAGGGUGAAGAACUCUGCUUCUCUUACUUUGGGGAGAUGACAGCAGAAGAGUUAAAUGAGAACAUAGAGAAUGAUGCAAUCUAUGCUCCAUGCCAGUGUGAAGCUAAGAACUGCACUGGAAGGAUGUGGAAAUAGAUGAACCAAGAUCUUUAUUAUAUCCAUAGCAUACUGGUAAUAUGUACAUGUAGUAAUCUUCUUGGAUGGAUGGCUAUAGUGACAUCACUGGAGUAUGAUUC